CGUAUCCUGCAGCGGAUUGUCAGCAAGCCCACGUCGUGCAAUCAAGCAAACCCUUCGUAUCAAGCUUCCCGCAAACAACGUAGAUAUCCUCCUUCGCCUCGACUUAGGUCUUGCGUCCUGACUCACGGUCCACAAUCCCCCGGCGCAACCUCGAUUCUUUCUGUCACGUUGCCUCCAGCUGUCGAACGAGUUUCCCAAACUUCGGCGGCGUUUCUGCUGCACCCCAUAACUGGCACACCCAUUACCGCCCCCCGACCUCGACGCAUAAAUCCAAGGCCAUUAGCGUCACGGCGCCGCUUACACUUGAACAGAAACCGCCAUAUCCGUCCAUCAAGGCCUCAUUCCACUUCCCAUGCCAGUUGUCAGGGCUGGACUGUCGUCCUGCCGCCACCUCCCUCGGGGAACUCAAGCCGGCGCGACAAGGGUGCCACAGACGACCGUCUCUGCUUGUCCAGCGUGUUUGUGUUACCGGCCGUCUACGCGCUUCGAUGGGAAUGGUAUGGUUUAGCCUGCCGGCCUCGGCCCACUCUUCCGCCAUGGACGCUUGGACGAGGAAUUGACGUCCAAAGUACGAAAUCCUCACCACACUCCUGUUGCAUCUUGCCGUCCUCAAUGCAGCAAACCUGA
Colletotrichum orchidophilum is the source of this 627-nucleotide messenger RNA. RefSeq lists its product as uncharacterized. The record is from RefSeq and is a predicted model, not a curated record. Lineage: Eukaryota; Fungi; Ascomycota; Sordariomycetes; Glomerellales; Glomerellaceae. The annotation marks the transcript as partial. The transcript has a single exon.